This is a messenger RNA of Anopheles coustani, 5215 nucleotides long. It is a transcript of the gene Esyt2, whose product is annotated as extended synaptotagmin-2. Gene Ontology annotation, biological process: lipid transport. The coding region runs from base 863 to 3364 and encodes 833 amino acids. The transcript is spliced from 11 exons. Gene Ontology annotation, molecular function: lipid binding. The record is from RefSeq and is a predicted model, not a curated record. NCBI's taxonomy places the organism in Eukaryota, Metazoa, Arthropoda, Insecta, Diptera, Culicidae.
GUUUCCGAUAGGACGUGCGUAGAGCAGGAAAACGCGUAGCAGUUCCGUGUGGAAAAACAACACCACCUGCCCCCCUGGAGGGUUUAGCAUCGACCGAUGUAGAUGUUUCUCAGAACCCGACCUGAACGCAGUAGAGCCCGGGCAAAAGUGUCCUUCCAUAGGAUUUAGGUUUGUUUUGGAUACACGCAAAAACAAAAAAAAAAUACUCAGACAUCAAAGAAACGUGACGGAAUGUUAGGCCACCGAACCGCAAAACGGUUGUAAAUCUAAGCCCAAAUUAGGCCGAGCAGUGUUGUGUAAAAGAUUACGCCAUUCGUACCAGUGCUCUUUUCGUGAACCCUACGUCUGCCUUGGAGGUCACAAAGAAGAUUCGAAGUUCGUUUCGGCGGUGACGUUGAAGUGCGUGAGAACGUGGAGUGUUGUUGGUGCGUAGAACCUCUGUGGCAAACUGGAGGUGUUGGCACAGUGUGAAUACAAGUGCUGUUGAUUAUUAAUGCACCACAACUGCAUCGUUUGAGCUGUGCAAGUGUUUUCGUGUGAAAAAGUGUGGGUAAGGGGGCAAGAGGGAGAGUGCAUUUGUUACACCUGACCGACAUUGGUGGAGCGCCCUUGGACCAGACUUGAACCAUUAAUUGACCAGCAACAACAGACCGUAAUUGGGCGUCCUUGAAGGGCGCGGCUAAAGGAACCGGAAAGGAAUAGGGGACCAAGUCCGACAACACCUACUGGUGACAGUUAUUGCUUGAGUGACUCAACGGCCGGACAGGCACCACCCGUCGACUCAGCCUCCGAGGUCGACAGUCUGCUGUCGGCAGAAUCGGCAGACGGUAACCGGGGCCCGGAAGCCGGCAGUCCCGAAACGAUGGCCGGUGCCAGCAAGGAGCUGAGCCCCGAGCAGUCGCCCCCGGAGGCGUCGGAGGUGGCACGGACGAAGGACGACAGCGUGAUGUCGCUGCUGUACUCGUUUGCCAAGAAGGUGGUCACCGUCGGCAUCAUCUACUUCGUCGGCUACAUGGGCUGGUCGGUGGCGUGGCUCAUCACGCCCGUGAUCCUGUCGGUGGCGCGCGAGUCCUGGCGCAAGACGAACGACACGCGGCGCAGCGUGGCGAAGGCGUCGGCCGUGGCGAACGACAAGGACGUCAUCCUGGCACGACUGCACGAUUUGCCAGCCUGGGUCUUCUUCCCAGAUGUCGAGCGUUGCGAAUGGCUGAACAGAAUCCUGAAGCAAGUUUGGCCAAAUGCCAAUUUUUACGCGAAGAAUCUCAUCAAAGAAUCGAUCGAACCGAACAUCCAGCAGGCAAUGGCCGGCUACAAGCUGAAUGGGUUCAAAUUCGAUCGAAUGAUCCUCGGAACGAUCCCUCCCCGCAUCGGUGGUGUCAAGGUGUAUGAUAAAAAUGUGUCCCGCAACGAAAUCAUUAUGGAUUUGGACCUUUUCUACGCCGGUGAUUGCGAUAUCAGCUUCGCACUCAGCGGCCUUCGGGGUGGUAUCAAAGAUUUUCAGAUUCAUGGCACGGUUCGCGUGAUUAUGAAGCCACUGAUUUCGCAGAUGCCGCUGAUCGGUGGACUGCAAAUUUUCUUCCUCAACAAUCCAAACAUCGACUUCAAUCUGGUCGGCGUCGUCGAUCUUCUCGAUAUGCCCGGUCUGAGUGAUAUCCUGCGCAAGAUUAUCGUCGAGCAGGUUGCGGCCAUUAUGGUACUACCGAACAAGUUGCCCAUCGUGCUGAGCGAUGGAGUGCCGGCACUUUCCCUGAAAAUGCCAGAACCAGAGGGCGUACUCCGUAUUCACGUGGUCGAGGCUAAGGACCUCAUGAAGAAGGACAUCAGCGUGCUCGGCAAGGGCAAGUCCGACCCGUACGCCAUCAUUUCCGUCGGCGCACAGCAGUUCCGCACGCAAACCAUCGACAACACGGUCAACCCGAAGUGGGACUACUGGUGCGAGGCCUGUGUUGACGUUACGCAUCAAACGUUGAUUGGCAUAAAGUUAUUCGACUGGGAUCGAACCGGUGACCACGACCCACUAGGAAGAGCGACUGUGGAAAUCAGCAGCGUUACCAAGAAUGGUGAAAUCGAUACGUGGCUAACACUGGAGCAAGCGAAGCAUGGUUUGGUGCACCUGCGGAUGACCUGGUUUAGGCUGAGCUCCGAAAAGUCCGACCUGAAGGCAGCGCUGGAAGAAACGCAGCAUCUCCGGGUGACCUCCAUGAGUACCGCUCUGCUGACAGUCUUUAUAGACUCGGCUAAGAACCUUCCGCAAGCUCGCCAGCAGUCUCAGCCAGAUCCGUAUCUAGUACUGUCCGUUGGCAAGAAGAACGAGCAAACCUCGGUUCAGAUGCGCACUGAUGCCCCAGUCUGGGAGCAGGGCUUUACCUUCCUCGUUGGCAAUCCGGAUAACGACACGUUGCAGCUGAAGGUGAUCGAUCAGAAGACGGGUAACACGAUCGGCUCGCUCACCUACAUCCUUAGUGCGCUGAUGGAGAAGAAAAAUCUCGAGAUCAUGUCGCAGCCGUUCCAGCUGCAAAAGUCUGGCCCCGAGACAAAGCUUAUCAUGUCAUUAUCGCUGCGUAUUUUGAAGCGCCAUCGCGAGCAGGAAGUCUCGGUGGGAUCACCGGACCGUGCGUCGGUUUCUGAGGCGGACAGUGUCCUAUCACGUACCAGCUCUAUCCGCACGUCGACCUCGUUGUCACAGUCGCAAGCCGGGCAGCAGCCUUCGGCAGACGCACACCCGACGCAGGGUGAAUCGGGCACUGGGCUGGCCCAUCAAGGAAGCGUCCGCAAGCAGGAGUCGCGUAAGUCGACCAAUUCGGCCAUUCUGGAGCAGAUGUCAAUCCAGGAGGAACCAUUUGUAGUGUCCACGCUAAACACGGCCAUGAUGGGUACCCCGCCACGCAGCCCGAAUCUCAGCGAGGGUGGCACGGAGCUGCUACGCCGAAGCCCCAGCACCACGUCUUCGGCCGGAUCGGCUGGACUCGGACGUAUCCAGCUUACGGUUGCAUUUAGCGUGCAGCGACAGCGUCUGCUGGUGAUCGUACACAAGAUCAGCAAUAUUCCGCUGAAGGACCCGAGCAACAUUCCCGAUCCGUACGUGAAACUGUACCUGCUGCCGGGUCGGUCGAAGGAAUCGAAGCGCAAGACGGCCGUGGUGAAAGAUAACUGCGAUCCAGUGUUUGAUACGACGUUCGAGUACAUCAUCUCUAACGCGGAGCUGGUCAACUCGGAGCUCGAGGUGACCGUAUGCACCCAGAAGGGUUUCUUCGGCAGCCCAGUCAUUGGCAUGCAAAAACUUAUGCUCAACGAUCCGGACAUUUCCAGCGGGCAGGGCAUCAAAGCGUGGUACGAUCUGCUGCCGGAGUCAAAGUUUGAAUAAAUCCGGCCAUUGUGAAGCAAAGUCCAACCGUGAACUGCAGUUUGAAUCGUUUGAAUGUGUUGCUUUCGUCGUUUAUUGUUGCCGAACGCAGAGUCCAGUGAAAGCAUCAAACAAAUUGUGUUGAAAACACCAGCAUUUUAAGUUGAAGGCGUAUUUUUGAACGUUUAUUGUGUGAAGCAUUUGGCAAAGCUGCUCACUGCGCUACAUAGCUGAUUAUGUUCGUUAAAAUUUAUAGUUAUGUAAAUGUUCUAAACUUAUGUUCAUGUUAGAAAAGCUAAGCGUAAAAGUUAACAACGUAUUGCAUAUUUUUAUCUCCAGGAAACACUCAAGGAUAAUGUGACAUUCAGAUGGUAGGACAACAGAAGUGUAUUAUUAUAAUAUACAUAUAUAUAAAACGUCUCCGAAUUGUGCCGUGAGACUUUAAACGUUUAACCAAUCAUGACUAUAAUUCAGUACACUCAUUCAUCCAACAUAAAGCAGCUGAAAAGGGGUUUUACCAAAUAACAAACAUGUCUACAUGUACAUACGCUGAUAGAUGAAUGAUGAUACGCAUUUCAAAAAACCAAAACCAUGUGGAGAGUUAUUGUGUCACCUACCUUCGUAGUUGGUAGAAUUAUUCCAGUCUAUUUUUUCCUCUAGUAAACUUGGAUGAAGAUGAUCAUCCAAUCGGUAGCUCUUGAAGUAGACGAUGCUUCUUUUAUGCAACAUUCUUCCUAGUACGGAAAGAGGUCAAACAAAGAAAUCUUUGAUCGGUAUUCUGGUCGAUUCCGCGCAUCGCUUCGUGGGGAUCGUACCGAGCACCGUACGAAAGUUGUCUCCAAAAUGUGUCAAUUAUGAAUUCCCUCUUCUCUGCCGCGGACCGGAGGGUUUCUUAGCAGAAUGUAGUUAGCUGUUUGCCGAACGCCACGGAGUGAAGUGUCGAUCGUGCACUGUAUGCUGCUCGUUUAGUGAUCGCGCUUUGCAAAUAUGAUGUAGUCAGAGGGAAGGGCUUUCAGGGAAGGUGUUUAAUCACCUGGAUGGAACUCAAUGGUUCGUUUUUACGUUAGCGAGCAGUUACAACUGGAAGAAAACGAAUCUACGAACUGCCGUUUGUUUACCUACGCGUCAACGCGAAGGAAAAUCGUGUUCAGUGUGUACAUACUACUUUGCCUUGAGAACGUACAGCACGCCACAUGCACAUGCACGAGGGAUUUCUUCGUUUUUUUUGCUAUUACCUUAGCUGCACCCAUGUUUUUCACCACAAGAGCAUCAAUUGAAUAAGCAUUGCGGACGAAAUGGCUACGGCAAAUAAAUAUUGUUACAUUAAGCUAUAGAUAAAAAAGAGCAAAGAAUCUACAGAGCUUACUUAUACUUAUAAAUUUUCAGCCUAGCAUAGCAUAGCAGAGCUUAAGAAUCACACAACAAUCUAUCGCGCUGGUACAAAACAUGUAGGCCGCUUUUAAAAUGUAGAACAUCACAAUCGUUUUCAUACAUAAAUAUUCAAAAACAACAAUCAAAUAUAGAUGAAACAAAUGUUGAUGCCAGGAAAAAUGUGGAAAUAACAAUCCUCACUGGGGAACAUGAUUGGAAAGAGUGAGAAUGUACGCCUUCGGUAAAUUUUGCAUAAAAGAUCUUUAAAAUUGAAACAGAAGCAUAAUAAUGUAACAUCCGCACAUAUAGAUAAACAAAAAUCAAUAAUACAUCGUGAUGCACGUGCUUGUAUUUUCAAGAAUAUUCAAAAACAAAAUGUUCACAAAACAUUUACGGUGCACAAAAGCCUAAAAUUCGUUGUGCUUCAAGUGAUAUAUGACACUUUGUAGUUAUUAAGUUGUAAAGGGUCGUCGUUUCGUAAAUGAUAAUAAAUCUAUUUAA